Molecule: messenger RNA, 1627 nt
Organism: Moneuplotes crassus
Lineage: Eukaryota; Ciliophora; Spirotrichea; Euplotida; Euplotidae
Source: the annotation of a GenBank genome assembly
CUUGAAACUCAGGGGUUAAUAAACCCAAAGCACAUGCAAAGCUUGGCUCUGUUUGAAUCAAGAAGAGACAAGGCUUUAAGACACAUACUCCAAAAAGAAGCUGAAAUCGAACAAAAAAAGAGGCAGAUCGAGGAGAAAGAACUUGAAGAAAACCUAAUCCUUGCCCAGAAAGCCUUGGAGGAGAAAUAAGCUCAGCAACAAAGCCACCAACAAAAAGAUCAAAAGCAUGCUUCAAAAACAAGAAGAAGAGAAAUUUAUGAUAAAAACUAACAAAAAUGAAUACAAGGUAGAAUUCUUGAACCAUAUCCUUGACCAGGAAGAGACCAGAAGAAUCCAGGAUGCCAAACGUAAAGAACUAGAUGAGAAAUUCUCCAAAAAGAACGAGAAAUAUAUGAAGAAGCUUGAUAAAUAUAAGAAGAAAGUUUCUAAAACUCAUCGCUUGAAAGAGACCAAGCUACAGAAAAAGCUUGAAGAUAUAAACCAACGUGUUGAGAGACUCAAGGAAAGAAACCAUUCAAGGACCGAGACCUCUAAUGAAGAACGCCUCAGACAGAACAAGCUCAAGAUUGAACAACAGAAUAAGGAAAAAUGUGAGAAAUUACUCCAGAAAUUACAAAAAGAGGAACAAAAUUAUGAGAAAAUGAAGCAUGACUUGAUACUAGCUACAACUGAGAAGCCAUUCGGCCAUAAGAAAGAUGAGACUGACCCGAAGGAGAGGAUCAAGCUCCAGAGAGAAAGACUGUACCUCCAGCAAAAAGAAGACCAGUUGAUAAAGUUACACAGGAAUGAAGAAAUUCUUAAGCAACGUCAAAAAGCAAGACAAGAGGCUACUGAGCAGCUCAAAAUUGCUAAUGAGGAGAAGAAUAAGCGCAAAGAAAUGGUUAAACAGAGGUAUCUGAAAAAGCUUGAGCAAAAGAGAGUCCAGUUCAGUCGUAAGCUUAAAAGGGAGCAGAAGAAAGCUGAGGAAUAUGAGAUCCAGAAAAGAAAUUUAAUGGAAAACAAAUACACCAACCAAAUGAUCGACCAGAUGAAGAUCCACUACUACAAAGAAAUGUACUACACCAUGAAGAUAAAUAACAAGACUGGAACGAAAGAAUUUGACAAAAUGACUAAAAAUCUUGUGUCAAUUCCUAAAGAAGACCUCGAAACCGGAGGUAGUGUCUCAAAGGAUCGUGUACAGAAAUAGAAUCAAUUCUGCCUUUGGCUUUGCACUAAAUCAGUUCAGCAAUGCUAAGAACAUCAAGCCUAUUAGAAAUAAGAGCUUAUUAGCCCUGACUCAGUCGAUGAACUCUGGUAAGAAAACGCAGAAAAGAACUAAGGGAAGAAGUUCUGCAUCUCAAGGCUAUUUACCGACAGAUAUUUACUCCAAAAAUAUGACUAACUCAAGCAAGGAUGGGAAUAAAUCAGGCAGUGCCAAAAAGCUUAAGCCUGUUGAGGAAAUAAACCAAGCUAAGAACAUCUUCAUCACCUCUAACGAAGAUGACGAGGGGGUUGAGAUUACAAGAGAGGCUCAUAAUUCUUUUGAUAAGCCAGAAUCGGAUAAGAAAGAAGCCAUUUCUCAGAAUGAAGAAGAGCCGAUCCAAGAAAGCAGUAAAGAUGCUUCUAAAGUAUAAUUUCAACAGCUCCA